CCGACAAACCCAUUUCGUACCGCUUCGUUAAAAGCACUUGUGCACCUGAGAGAGUGAUCCCUUUCUACCCUUCGAGACAGUCUCACUCCACUUCCUGUUUUGACGUGUCCAUUUAUGGCAACGGAGAAGUCGCAAGUCUACCACGAAAGGCAGAGGCUUCAGUUUUGUCUAUUGCACUCUCUCAACUCCCUCUUUCAGCAAAAGGAUGCUUUUAGUAGAGCAAGCUUGAAUGCAAUUUCUGAAAGGCUUGCACUUGAUGAUGGUUCCAAUAGUGGAACAACAACAUGGACACCACUUUCUGUGCUUUUCAAGCCCCAUCACAAUUCACUUACUGGAAACUAUGACAUAAAUGUUCUGAUUGCUGCAUUGGAAGAGAAAGGAAAGAGUGUCGUGUGGCAUGACCGUCGAAACACCGCAUCCUCCAUUGAUCUUGACGUACCUGAAGAUAUCUUGAUGGGGAUUGUGAUCAAUGUCUCAGUGAGAAGGUUUGCAGGGAUUUGGAAAAGUAGGCACUGGAUUGCUUUGAGGAAGAUUGAUGGGGUAUGGUACAACUUGGACAGUGACCUUGCUGCCCCUCAACCUUUUCGAGACGCACAAGAAGUAAGGGAGUUCUUGGAUUUUACCAUUGGUCAUGGUGGGGAGGUUUUGCUUGUCAUGAAUGGAAAACAGUCUUGACACUUUUUAGAAUUUUUCUUUUUUUUCUUAAUUUUUUAAAAAUGUGUUCUUGUUAGUUGAGUUGAAUUUUUGUGUAUAUCCAUGUAUAGUACAAGAUUUAUGCAAUUUUGAGAGAAUGGAGCUUAUACUUGGACCUGUGAUGUCUCCUUGUGUCUUUGUUUUGUGUAUAACAGUAGAAAACUGAUUUUGAAGGAUGUUAAUAAUGUGAAAUAGUGUGCUCUGUAUGUGGUUCACUUAUGAAAUCCAUGCUUCAUUUGGAUCUGUAAAGCAUCCUUUGAACUGUUAGGGUUGGCUACUGCAUGCCCUGAAUUUUGAUUCUUGAUUGACUUAUGGAAUAUAAGGUAUUGACUGAUUAAUUAUGUUUUGUUAUAUAUAAAAUGUAUUUUCGUUAUGACUUUGAAUCUUACAAUACAAUUC
Molecule: messenger RNA, 1092 nt
Organism: Arachis stenosperma
Lineage: Eukaryota; Viridiplantae; Streptophyta; Magnoliopsida; Fabales; Fabaceae
Product: josephin-like protein
Exons: 2
Coding region: 115-675 (186 amino acids)
Biological process (GO): protein deubiquitination
Molecular function (GO): cysteine-type deubiquitinase activity
Source: RefSeq, a predicted model, not a curated record